AUGGUGCUCAGUGACAUACCAAAUUCACAUCAACUGGUUCCUAAAGUCCCUCAUCCUGCUCACAACAUCUACAAUGGCCAACUACUUCAGCCAGAAGCAGUAGAAGUUGAUGGUCCACAUACCACCACUUCUGCCUGUCAGGCAUGCUUGGAUGAAUUGUGGAAGCCCAGUGAUAAACUGUCACAGUACACCCUGGCAAAUGGGCUGUGGAUUGGGUGCAUUCCAUGGCAACUCCAAGUACUCACAUUCCCAGAACAGCUGUUGAUUGUGCAUCUGUACCCUCAUGUCUUUGUCUUCAAGCUGUUUCCAAAAUGUCAGGGAGGCACCUGCCAGGCAUCUGGUCUGCAAAAUGCUAUGCAUGGCAAUGUCAGCACUUGUGACAUGUCAAUGGAUGGGAUCUCUGCAAUGUUACGAGGGGACCUUAUGCCAAGAUGA
This is a messenger RNA of Pisolithus orientalis, 435 nucleotides long. RefSeq lists its product as uncharacterized. The record is from RefSeq and is a predicted model, not a curated record. Bases 1 to 435 code for a protein of 144 amino acids. NCBI's taxonomy places the organism in Eukaryota, Fungi, Basidiomycota, Agaricomycetes, Boletales, Pisolithaceae. The transcript has a single exon.